AUGAGUAAGGAGAUUCAUUCUACAGAGAUCAAGGGCAGAGCAAGUAGAAAGCAUUUCCCUUAAAUAGACAUAGGUGAACUUAAGCCAAAAAUCACAUUUCUUGAUAGUCUAAGUAGCAAUUGUUAAUUCAUGUUGUAGUGCAGAAGAAGUAUCAACUUAACACCAAUGUGAACUAAUAUACUUUAGGAAAAGUCUAUUUGGAAUCUUAAAAAGAGAGAGUCGUUUUUAGAGUCUUUUAGGAUUCAGAUUUAAAUAUAUCUUCAAUCUUCUAGAAUAAACUCAAUAAAACAACUGUCGAUGAUGAUAUGAUGACUACAUAUUCACAAAUUUCUUAUGCAAGAAAACAAAAUAAAAAGGAUUUAAUUAGAAGGAUUUAUGAAAAAGAAAAAUGGCCAAAAAGUAAAAAAGAAUCUGUUGAAGAAAUGGAAUAAUCUUUAUUUGGAUCAGAUGAAGAACCUUAAGUAUAUUGUACAUAGAAAUCAAAUUAAGAUAGAAAAACCCGCUAGUUUAUUUAAUCUCAGUGA
Paramecium sonneborni is the source of this 524-nucleotide messenger RNA. The record is from the annotation of a GenBank genome assembly. Lineage: Eukaryota; Ciliophora; Oligohymenophorea; Peniculida; Parameciidae.